Molecule: messenger RNA, 1278 nt
Organism: Vigna unguiculata (cowpea)
Lineage: Eukaryota; Viridiplantae; Streptophyta; Magnoliopsida; Fabales; Fabaceae
Product: large ribosomal subunit protein uL3m-like
Biological process (GO): translation
Cellular component (GO): mitochondrial large ribosomal subunit; ribosome
Molecular function (GO): structural constituent of ribosome
Source: RefSeq, a predicted model, not a curated record
ACUGAAGGAAAGAAAAAACAGAGAAACACAAAACUGAACCCAAAUCUUCUUCUCCACCCACUGCUUGAAUCUGCACUUUUGGGCCUUUCUUCCAUUCUCGCAAGCGAACUCCUUCACGGCUCUGCCAUGUUCGCGUUAUCUAGAAGCUUUAUUUCGCGUCUGCAACGUUUCGCCAUCGAUUCACCCUCGCCGCUCCGAUUUCUUAGUUCCGAUGCAGCAGCGAUUCAGACUCGGAUUAUUGAUCCAAAACCCGGUUUGAUGACCCCUGAUUCCAAGCGAACUGGGCUUAUAGCGGUAAAGUGUGGAAUGAGCGCUCUUUGGGAUAAAUGGGGUGCUAGAAUCCCAAUCACCGUGCUUUGGGUGGAUGAUAACAUUGUGUCUCAGGUUAAGACCCCAGAGAAAGAAGGUUUUUGUUCUCUCCAGAUUGGUUGUGGACAGAAGAAGGAAAAACAUUUGACCAAGCCUGAAGUUGGUCAUUUUAGGGCGCAAGGAGUUCCACUGAAGAGAAAGCUUAAGGAGUUUCCAGUGACAGAGGAUGCACUACUUCCUGUUGGAACAUCACUUAAUGUUCGCCAUUUUGUUCCCGGCCAGUAUGUUGAUAUCACGGGAAUAACCAAAGGAAAAGGUUUUCAGGGUGCGAUGAAGCGGCAUGGAUUUAAGGGAAUGCCAGCAUCCCAUGGUGCUUCAUUGUCCCAUCGAAGCCUUGGUUCUACUGGUCAUUUAACUAGUUCUGGAAGGGUUUUUAAAGGUAAAAAGAUGCCUGGGCGAAUGGGUGGAGAUCAAAGAACAGUUAAAAAUGUAUGGGUCUACAAGAUUGAUCCAGCAAGGAAUUUGAUGUGGGUGAAAGGCCAGGUUCCAGGAGCUACAGGGAACUUUGUUUUUAUAAAAGAUGCUGUAUACGAAAAACCUGACAUAUCUCUACUUCCUUUCCCAACUUACUUUGCACCAGAAGACGAAGAUACUGAUAAUUUGAAACCAUUGGUUGCUGAGCUAGGGGAUGUGGAUCCAUUUAUCGUUACUGAUUAAAGACCUGGUUGUUUUGAUAGGUUCACUUCUGCAUUCAUGUUUUCUCAGUUAUAUAGAUUGUAAAAUGAGAUUUUUUAGGAACCUUUUACCUCUCUUUUUGACCAAAUCUAAAUUAGAUUGGGCAAAGCAUGGUUGUCUUGCAAUGCUACAAAUAAUGGAGAAGUAAUAGAAAAUGAGUAUGAAGAUGGGACAUGAUUUGAAUCUUCUUUUGCGUAUUUUUCAUGUUUAUACGACUAUGAAUUCUGUGUUUCA